Messenger RNA from Soboliphyme baturini, 246 nucleotides. The record is from the annotation of a GenBank genome assembly. Lineage: Eukaryota; Metazoa; Nematoda; Enoplea; Dioctophymatida; Soboliphymatidae.
AUGGUUCACAGCAAAGGUUUGCGGCAUGGUACCAGGUACAUCUUUCGACGGCCAUUUCGCAAACAUGGUACAGAACCAUUAUCUACGUUUCUUCGUGUUUACAAGAUCGGCGAUCUAGUUGAUAUAAAGGGAAACGGAGCUUUCCAGAAAGGCAUGCCUCACAAAUUUUACCACGGAAAGACUGGUCGAGUCUAUAAUGUUACUCCGCACGGCCUAGGCAUUAUCGUCAAUAAGCGUGUCCGGUAA